Ipomoea nil (Japanese morning glory) is the source of this 1601-nucleotide messenger RNA. RefSeq names its product IAA-amino acid hydrolase ILR1-like 5. Gene Ontology annotation, cellular component: endoplasmic reticulum. The transcript has 6 exons. The record is from RefSeq and is a predicted model, not a curated record. NCBI's taxonomy places the organism in Eukaryota, Viridiplantae, Streptophyta, Magnoliopsida, Solanales, Convolvulaceae. Gene Ontology annotation, biological process: auxin metabolic process. Gene Ontology annotation, molecular function: IAA-Ala conjugate hydrolase activity. The coding region runs from base 193 to 1470 and encodes 425 amino acids.
CAUUAAUUAUUGGGUUUUGGAAGUAACGAUCCCUAGUCUCAAAAUUUUGUCCUUCAACUCUCGGUUCACAAAUUAAGGAUUGGUGUCUUUUUUUCUUUCCCCAAUUUUCUUUCGAGUAAAGACCAAGGUUCCCGGGGUCCCUUCUGAUUUUGGUGGAGAGGGCAGCUCCAGACUUGAGGGCGACCAAGAACUAUGUUCUCUGCUUCUUAUUUCUUCACUCUUUUGCUCUUAUACUCUUCGACUUCCAGGGUUGGUGGAAGUCACCACAUUGAACAAGACCAUGCGAAGCAGAUUUUGAGCUCAGCCAGAGAUUACAAAGAUUGGUUAGUCUCGAUCAGGAGGAAAAUCCAUGAGAACCCAGAGCUCAGAUUCGAAGAACACAACACCAGCGCUCUGAUUCGCAGUGAACUGGAUAAACUCGGCAUUUCUUACGAAUACCCUUUAGCCAAGACCGGUUUGGUAGCUCAAAUUGGCUCCGGUUCUCCCCCUGUUGUUGCUCUUCGAGCUGACAUGGAUGCCCUCCCAUUGCAGGAGCUGGUUGAGUGGGAGCAUAAGAGCAAAGUGGAUGGCAAAAUGCAUGGGUGUGGUCAUGAUGCCCACACCACAAUGCUUCUUGGAGCUGCUAAGCUAUUGAAUGAACGAAAGCAUGAGCUUAAGGGAACCGUGAGACUUAUUUUCCAACCUGCUGAGGAGGGAGGUGCCGGUGCAUCUCACAUGAUUAAGGAUGGUGCUCUUGGUAAUGCUGAAGCAAUAUUUGGAAUGCAUGUUGAUUAUACGAUACCAACGGGAACUAUAUCUAGCAUUCCAGGACCAUUUUUAGCUGCUGUAUCUAUCUUUGAAGCGAAAAUAGAAGGAAAAGGUGGGCAUGCUGCCGCACCCCACUUGACUGUGGAUCCAAUACUUGCAACAUCAUUUGCAGUUUUGGCAUUGCAACAGCUCGUUUCAAGAGAAGCAGAUCCACUCUAUAGUCAAGUUCUUUCGGUUACUUACGUUAGAGGUGGCACAGCAUCAAAUGUAAUCCCGUCGUUUAUUGAAUUUGGAGGGACUUUGAGGAGUAUUACCACCGAUGGUUUGCUUCAACUUCAGAAGAGGGUGAAAGAGGUUAUAGAAGGACAAGCGGCUGUACAUAGGUGUAAGGCGCAUAUCAAGAUGAAAGACGAGGACUUCCCAAUGUAUCCAGCCUGCACUAAUGAUGAGAGGUUGCAUCGACAUGUGCAGAAGGUGGGGAAGCUCUUGCUAGGCCCCGAGAAUAUAAAUGAGGCCGAACAGGUAAUGGCAGGCGAGGACUUUGCGUUCUAUCAAGAGGUAAUACCAGGAGCGAUAUUUAACAUAGGAAUUAGAAAUGAGAGAGUAGGAUCAAUUCACUCCGUACAUUCCCCUCACUUCUUUCUUGAUGAGGAUGUCCUGCCAAUUGGAGCAGCACUGCACACUGCACUUGCACAGAAUUAUCUGAAUCAUCAUCAACUAUAGGCUGUUUACCAGAAGAUAUUGCAUGGUCUGAUAUGAUGUAUGUGCAGUGGUAGUAACUAGAUAUGAGAGUGUUCAAAGAUGUGCAUUGUAUAUUAUUUGCUUUUAUGGGAGUUUGCUCUUUUAGCCCCUCC